AUGACAACUCCAAGUGCACCUCGUCGGAGUGAACGAUUACGAAGAAUGCCGGGAUGGACGACUUGUGGCGGCUUGGCAUUGCUUCUACUGGCGAGCAGCCAUCCAAGUGCAGAUGCCUUUGCCAUGCCCAAAUUACGCAGCCGCGGUUGUCCUUCGACCGUCUCGCGGGUGUUUGUGACGGAAGAACGAACGCAGCUGGAAUUUGGACAGGAGAGGAGAGACGAGCGGGAUGAUGAGAAUACCAAUGGAGGCAAUAAGAAGAAUGGUCAACAAGUCAAUAAUAACAUCAACAACAAUGGCCAAGCGCUGAAUAAUGGGAAACGACCACCUGCGGGAUCUCCAUUGAGUAUGAUUUGUGAAGAUGCGAAGGAAGAGGAAGACUCCUUUGAGAUUCAUGUGGGAAGGGCUUUGGAUACCCUUCGCAGCGAUUACCCAAAUAUGUUAGUCGAACAACCAGACCUUGCAAUCUACGACAAGGAACUGGAAGUGAUUGACCCCUCGGGUGUCAAACUGCAUGGAAUCAAAAACUACAAGAACGCAUUUCGUCUCAUGCAUGCCAUUGUGCAAGUCUUUUACUGUCCCGAACGAAGUGGACUGCAAUACCGCAUGUGCUACGAUACGGCACGACAAAACAUUCGAGUCAGCUGGAAUGCGCACGUUAUCCCCAAGGCACUCUUUGGUGGUGUUCGAACCACGCUGCAUGUCGAUGGCAUUUCCGUAUACGAAAUAUCCCAAAAGUCGGGAAUGAUUACGCAACAUCGCAUCGAACGACUCGUCAUCAAUGAUACCCCCGUCCAGCCCCAACAGGGCAUCUUUGCCCUGCUGCGCAAUGAACAUGAUGAAUCCGUGCCCGUAUUCAACAGUGCCAACACACAGGUGUUGGAAUUCCGUGAGGGUCCUUCUCUAUUGUUUACGAGUACUAGCAACAGCAACAACAACGAGGGAGGAGAGACAACAGCAACAACAACCACCACUGCACUCGAUGCCGUCUCGGCGGGAGGUGACAACGAAAACAACAGCAACAAAGAUGACUAUCCCGGUAUGGACUGGGAAGCCUAUGAAAGGAAGAAUGCCUCGCGCAAAAAGUUUGGACUCGACCCAUUGACACCCGAAGAAUACAUGGAAACAGAAGCACAAAUCAAACAAAUGGCCAUGCAACAAUCGGCGUCGGCAGCGGCCGAAGUGGCAAAGCAAAACAACGGACGACAACAAGGCUUCCUCGAACGACUCUUUGGAGAUAUCGUUCCCGAACAAUGCGAAUCCAACUUUGAUUGUCAACGACCCGAAAUCUGCUGUGACUUUGGAUUCAAAAAGAUUUGUUGUGCAUCGGGCGCCUUUGUGGGAAACAGUCUACAAAGAGAACUCCAGCCGGCAAUGGUCCCGGUUCCGGCUGACAUUUAUCCGCCGGGACAAGGACCAGAGCUAGGUGGCGGACGGUACAAUGGAUACUAA
Seminavis robusta is the source of this 1452-nucleotide messenger RNA. NCBI's taxonomy places the organism in Eukaryota, Bacillariophyta, Bacillariophyceae, Naviculales, Naviculaceae. The record is from the annotation of a GenBank genome assembly.